AAGUUUCAGCAUCCGACCACCAUGUGCUCCAUGUGGCUCAUGGCUUCAUGGCUCAUGGCUUUUGUGGCCGGCUCCACUCUCGCAGACUACUGUGGGGAUCACAAGGUGCCAUUUGGCAUGGAGGUGCACAAAAAUGGCAAUGUGAACAUUUUGUGCUCGCGGCCCAGUUGUCACGAGAAGAAGUAUGCAGAAUGCCCGGAACGAGCGACUUCAACGACAUGCUCCACCAAUUCCUCGUGGGUCGGGGGAGUAACUCAACAUUCUGACGGAAGUCUGCGGCUUAUGUGUUGUGAAUAUGACCUUCUUCCCACAUAUUCAACGAUUCAGUAUGAGAAACUUACUAUCCGCACUGGCGAGUAUUUCGAGGGCGAUGAGCAAAUGGAAGGGGAUGUUGUGACGGCUUUUGACCUGAUUGGCAAUAUUGAGCAAGUCAAAGAGCCCGAUGGAAAAUACUCCUACAAUCUCCUCAUCUACCGCUAUCAUUGCGGAAAUAUUCCCGACACACCGCCGGCAUGGUACAUGAAGAAACAGUGGCCGUAUUGGGAAAAAUGAACGAUUUUUCGGCGGGAAUAAUUUAUUUUUUUAUGUUUUUCUAUGCGUUUUCGGGUGUUUUCGGGUUGCUAAGCGAUUGGUUGCCUUUUUGAAUCACUAGUCUUGGUUUUUGUUGUUUCUGUGAAUGAAUAAUUGGUUUUUCGAGGUUUUUUUGUCAAACAUGCCUAAAAAAUAAAUUAUGACGUUU
Messenger RNA from Caenorhabditis elegans, 739 nucleotides. It is a transcript of the gene wrt-5, whose product is annotated as Warthog protein 5. Lineage: Eukaryota; Metazoa; Nematoda; Chromadorea; Rhabditida; Rhabditidae. Gene Ontology annotation, cellular component: extracellular region. The record is from RefSeq and is marked reviewed. The transcript has 4 exons. Bases 22 to 552 code for a protein of 176 amino acids.